This is a messenger RNA of Photinus pyralis (common eastern firefly), 1384 nucleotides long. RefSeq lists its product as uncharacterized. Gene Ontology annotation, biological process: early endosome to late endosome transport. The record is from RefSeq and is a predicted model, not a curated record. The transcript has 5 exons. NCBI's taxonomy places the organism in Eukaryota, Metazoa, Arthropoda, Insecta, Coleoptera, Lampyridae. Gene Ontology annotation, molecular function: SNARE binding; guanyl-nucleotide exchange factor activity. The coding region runs from base 213 to 1172 and encodes 319 amino acids. Gene Ontology annotation, cellular component: early endosome; plasma membrane; transport vesicle.
CAUAACUUCAUUUUCUGAAAAGAAAGUUAUAAAUAUAAGUAGGUAGGUACGUGUACUUCACUGAGUAGGUACCAAUAUUAUCGUUGUCACUAAUUUUGUGGGAGAUUCCCGGAAACACCUUUUCUGAAACUUGUGUCACUGUUUCUUUCCAGUCCAUUGUGGCUGAAUAAAAAUAAUCAAUGUGAUUGUUUGUAUAGGUACUAAGGGUCGCUAUGGAAACCUCUUUAGUCAUAUCGCAAAAACAAAAGAUACCUGGCUUACUUCUCGCAAUGAGUGAGGCCCUCACUAAUUUGACACAGGCUUUCGAUGUUUUAAAAGCGCAAGAGGAUGAUCAUGAUUAUUUGACGAUAAUCAAAAUUUUCGUGUUCAAAUUCUUCAAUAGCCAACGGGAUGCUUUGGAAGUUGAAAGUAGUAUAGCAUCACUGAUUGCUCAAUUACACUGUCUUUGUUCGGAGUGGAAAACAAAAGUGUCUGUGGAUUGCGUGGUCUUUAACUAUUUGCACGAUCUCGUCAUGCCGCAGAUUUACCAAAGAUUUAAAACUGAAGAUCAGUUUUAUUUCAACAAGGCUUCAGAAUUAAAAAAUGUAACGUCGGAACAAUUAGGAGCACCUGUCGAAUGGACAAUAUCAUUGUCGGCUGCAGUGGUGGAAUUGGCGAACUUGGAUUCUUAUAAAAGUCCCUUGGAGAAAAUGUGGUGUUUGUGUACGACGUAUGACUUAAUUUUUGCAGAGCUCAAAAUGGCAUUAAUUAAUGUAAUUUCAAGACACCCCGAUACAGACUCCAACAUACCAGUGGUAAAUAAUGAAGACAUCAUUCCCAUAUUAAUAACUGUGAUUCUCCAAUCCAAAUUGGUGCACCUGCAUAGCAACUUUUACUAUCUGGAUCGCUUCAUGGGAUCAUUAAGCGAGAAUGAACUAUUUCGGCAUACUGUGAUGGUAUUUCGUGAAGCAGUUAAUCGAAUGAGAGAGCUAUCGACGCAAUCAUUGCGUCCAGCUACUGUAUCUCUGUGCCGGGAGAUGGAUUUGGUAAAACUGAUUCAAAUUACUGACGAAAUGAAUAUUAAGUUGCGAGUCAAGGAAAGAGAAAUAACGCCAUAUGAAGCUCAGCUUAUCGAAGUUACCGAUCUUAUUGUUAUGUCGACCAAUCAAAACCAAAUAUUACCAAACGUCUGAUGUUGGAGAGCAUGCAGAUUUGGUCUUCAGUAUGAUUUGAACGUUGGUGUUACUGCGAAGUAGUGGCAUACUAAAAACCUUUCUGAUUUUGGGCGAGAUUUUGGGUAUAAGCAAGUAUGGGUGACCGCUAGGGAGUUGUUUGCCGUACCUAAAUCUGUUUCUGUGUAUUUUCAGUCAACGGGGAAUACUUUUUUGACAAUUCUAAGUGUUUU